UGUAUUACUACCUGAGUAUUUUUUCAUUUUUGCAAUGAUUUGUUGUCACCUGUUUCGUCGAAUACUUAACAGAAGAGAAGCCAGAAUAAGGCUUUAGUAAUAUGAGUGACUUUAAUAUCCCAAUCAUCGAACCAACAGUUGAUUACACAAAGAUCCCACCAAUCAACCAAAAGAGAACAAUAGCUUUUAUGAAUCAUUUUAUCGCUCAUACAGUAACCUAUUUGAAUAAAUUUGCACUUUCGUGUGAAGAAAAGCUUUUCGAAUUUGAAAACAAAAUACAAAAAGUUGAAGCUACAUUGGCAAUCUUAGAAGCUAAGUUAUCAACCAUUCCUGAUGCAGAGGGUGAGCAAACUACAGACGGCAAUGUCAACGAGACUACGACCAACGGUGAAGAAGUUAAAACUGUAGAAACUAAGGGAGAAACCGAUGAACCUGAUAAUCAAGUUCCUGACAAACCUCCAGUUGAAGAGACUGAUACUCAACCAGUAAGUGCAGAUCCACAAUAUGCCAAGUACUUCAAAAUGAUUCAUUUUGGCGUACCUAAACAAGCUAUCAAGUUAAAAAUGGAGCAAGAAGGGUUGGAUUCAUCAGUGUUAGAGUAA
Messenger RNA from Copidosoma floridanum, 602 nucleotides. It is a transcript of the gene CCDC53, whose product is annotated as Coiled-coil domain containing 53. The record is from RefSeq and is a predicted model, not a curated record. Gene Ontology annotation, biological process: actin filament polymerization; exocytosis. Gene Ontology annotation, cellular component: WASH complex. NCBI's taxonomy places the organism in Eukaryota, Metazoa, Arthropoda, Insecta, Hymenoptera, Encyrtidae.